Coprinopsis cinerea okayama7#130 is the source of this 1875-nucleotide messenger RNA. RefSeq lists its product as hypothetical. Gene Ontology annotation, molecular function: oxidoreductase activity, acting on CH-OH group of donors; flavin adenine dinucleotide binding. Bases 1 to 1875 code for a protein of 624 amino acids. The transcript has 14 exons. Lineage: Eukaryota; Fungi; Basidiomycota; Agaricomycetes; Agaricales; Psathyrellaceae. The record is from RefSeq and is a predicted model, not a curated record.
AUGUCCCAAGCAAGUAUUACUUUCAACAACCUCUCAACAAGGCUCGGAAACAACAGGUUUACAUGGAUAACCGCGUUUGCGUUUGCGCUGUUGCUCCGACAGGCUACCAAGGGACGCAAACCAAAGCUCAUUGCAGACGCGCGCCGGGUUGCUCGUGAGGUCAAAGAGGGGGAGCUUGACUUUGACGAGUACGACGUUGUUAUCAUUGGAGGAGGUACUGCUGGAUGCGUUCUCGCUGCCCGCCUUUCGGAGGAUCCGUCUUUGCGAGUACUCUUGCUCGAGGCGGGUGGAAGUGGUGUAGCACUCCGGGAGACUCGGAUUCCAGUUGCCUACUCGCUCUUGUUCCAUACCAAGCAUGUGUACCAAUUCUUCACUGAGCCCCAGGACUUUGCCAAUGGGAAGAAGAGGUUCUGGCCGAGAGCUAAGAUGCUCGGGGGAUGUUCUUCAAUAAAUGCUCAGAUGGCACAAUGGGGUUCACCAGGGGAUUUCGAUCGCUGGGGCGACAUCAUCGGCGACGAUUCUUGGAAAUGGAGCAAUCUGAAACGAUACUUCAACAAGUUUGAGAAAUACGUUCCUCACCCUGACUUCCCUGACGUCGAUGUCAGCGUGAAAGGCCAGGAAGGCCCAAUGAAAGUUGGUUAUUUCAGCGAGGUGUCCGAAGGAUCCAAGCUCUUCAUCAAGGCAUGCCAGAAUGUCGGGAUCCCAUUCAGUCCUGACUUCAAUACCUCCAAAGGUACCCUUGGUGUGAACAAGGUAGUGGUCAACGCCACUGUCACCAAGAUCCUGACGGAGCGAGUGGGCGGAGAAAUCAGAACCGUCGGUGUUGAAUUUGCGAAGAGCAAGGAGGGGCCACGCUAUCGCGUCAGGGCUAGGAAAGAGGUCGUCCUCUCUUACAACGCAGAGCCGGUGCUGUCCACUCACCUCAGGUCGGCCUUUUCCCCGACCAUUCUUAUGCUUUCUGGAAUUGGUCCCUCUGGAGAACUCCGUAAACACCACAUCCCUUCUGUUCUCGACCUUCCAGGUGUAGGAGACAACCUCAUCGACCACCCCGUCGUCGACCUCUACUUCAAGAACAGAUACGACGACUCUCCGAAACACGUCAAGCCCAGCUCUCUCGGAGACGUCGUCAAGUUCGUGACUUCCACUCUCAAAUACUUUAUAACUCGGUCCGGAUCCAUGGCUACCAACUUUGGAGAGUCGGCCGCGUUCGUUCGAAGCGACGAUCGUGCUUUGUUCCCAGAAUCCGCGUACCCAGAAAAGCUUCAUGAUACGACCUCAUCUGCCAUCGGUCCCGACCUCGAGAUCUUCACGACGCCGAUGGCAUACAAGGUACAGAUAUAUCUGCUGGAACACGGCGACUUCACCUUCCCGAUGCACACCUUCGCGAUCCACGUUGUGCUUUUGAGACCGCGAAGCAAAGGUACUCUUCGUCUCAAGUCUGCUAGCCCUUGGGAUGCGCCGGCUAUGAAUCCGACCUACCUCGAACGGCCGGAAGACGUCCACAAACUCGUCCGGGGCGUCCGUCUCAUUACCAAGAUCGCGCGUCAAGAGCCCCUCGUCCAACGCCUCGACCACUCGGAUAAAGACCCCCUCCUCGACUCUGACACCUACCUCAAGAGCGACAAAGAACUCGAAGAACUCGUCCGCGAACGUCUCGAGACUUUGUACCACCCCACUUCGACUUGUAGGAUGGCUCCGCUGGAAGACGGCGGUGUUGUGGAUUCUCGUCUGCGUGUGUAUGGUGUCAAGGGUCUCCGCGUUUGUGACGCAUCGAUCUUCCCCGAGAUCGUGUCUGGACAUACCGCUGCUGCAGUUCUUGCCACCGCUGAACAUCUCGCCGACAUCAUCAAGGCUGACUUGAAAGAGGGCCAUUGA